Molecule: messenger RNA, 1853 nt
Organism: Ruditapes philippinarum (Manila clam)
Lineage: Eukaryota; Metazoa; Mollusca; Bivalvia; Venerida; Veneridae
Product: protein phosphatase 1 regulatory subunit 14C-like
Exons: 5
Coding region: 423-929 (168 amino acids)
Biological process (GO): regulation of phosphorylation
Cellular component (GO): cytoplasm
Molecular function (GO): protein serine/threonine phosphatase inhibitor activity
Source: RefSeq, a predicted model, not a curated record
CAUUAAAAUAUGAACUUCUGAUGACAAAAGUUUUCCGUGUAUAAAAUAUUAACAAAAUAAACUGAACAUCUUUGUUAAGAAUGUGUUAAAAUUGAAGCGUAAAUACCCAGUCAAAGAUGUUUUAAAUGGUUUUAUACAAAUUCAAACAGUGUGACAGGAUUUAUCAUAAUUUUCCAUAACUAGACUAGAUUUAAAUGACACUAUGACGCAAACGGUGAUCAUGUCAAAAUAUCCAAAGUAAUAAGGACAAAACAUUAUGUGAAUUUUGAAAACUGGUGUCAAAUUCAUAUAACAAUUUAACAAAACGGAUUUUCCUCUAAAAAGAAUAUUGUGGGAAGUUUUACAUGUAAAUUGAUAAUUGACAACAUAUGACACAGCCUCAUCUCUAAAAUUUAAGCUCAAGAAAAGCAUAACAAGGAAGGAUGUCAAAGGAACCGAGAGAGAACGCUGGGACGCAAUCGAAGAAGGUUGGAUUUUACAACGUGAUGUCUGCGUACAGUGCCACGACAAACUAUCCGUCCCAGGUGGAAAGUUAUAAGUCUACGAACCCUCAAAGGCAAAAUUCAGCUCAUUCGGAUGAACAGACCUCUCCAAGAAAUGUUAGUUUUGGAAAUCCGUCUAAAAGAGAAGAGGAGAAGGAUAAACGUCAAAAAUACUUAACGGCCCGAUACGGGCAACAUCAAAUGAUGUUAAUACGUAAAAGACUGGCUGUAGAAGACUGGUUGUACGAGAAAUUAAGGGAUAUGUAUAAUUGUGAGAAUGAAGCAGAAGAUCAUGAAUGUCAGUUGGAUUUAGAAGAUAUUCUUAACUUUGAUACAGAUUCAGAAAGAUUGCAAUAUGCACAUGAAAAUUUAACAGAUGCUAAAAAACCUCCAGAUAUAGUAAAUGGAUUUAUUCAAGAAUUGCUACAGAAAGCAAAGACAUUAUAGACCUGCCAUCAUGUAACCUGAUCUCACAAGAUUGGUCAAUUAUCAUACUCAUUUCUGCACACACAUUGGUCACAUGAUUGUCAUGUGACCAUGUCAUUCAGGGAUUCUAUAUAUAGUAUCAUUUGAAAUCUGAUUGUCAUUGUUACUGCAUUGUUCCAAGUUGAGAGGAAACAAAAACAGGAUAUUAUUGAUGUCUCAUGUUUCUACAUAUAGUAGCUGUCUCAUCAGAUUGCAUAUACUUACAUCUAUUUAUAUAUAUGUAGAUAUACAAUUUAGUAAAUGAGAACAGUAAAACGACUGGUCUCUAUUCUUUUCUUCUUAUCAUAAUUUUUAUGGUUAAGUGUUCAGAAAAGUACCAUUCAUUUCUUUUUAGAAAGUUUUAGUAGAAUUUUGUUUUCAUCAGUCAAGUUCAUUUUGUCUGUUAUUUGAAUGUGAUACAUGCUAUUUUGGCACAUGUAAUUAUGUUAGUUUUGUAGCAUAACUGAUUUUUCACAUAGUUAUUUUAUGAAAAUAAUAGGCAUACAGUGUAUAGGCCAAAAUUUGUUUAGGAUCGGUACAAAAUGUCACAGGGUGAAAAAAUGUGCUGCCUGGCUGGGACUCUAACCGGGGUCCCUCAGAGUACAAUUCCGCUGCUCUACUGACUGUGCUAUCCGGUAUCUUACACAUCUUCUCCCCUAUAUAAUGAACUGUUCUAAAACGUGACAAAUGAUGAUUCUGUUUAGGUUUUGAAAUUGCUUUGUAUAACUUGUAUAAAAGAAAUAAAGUGGUACUGUAUGUAUUAUAUCUUUUUAUCCCUAGAUGAAAACAACUUUAAACAACAUUGUCUGGUACUACAAAUGUAAAUAAAACUUAGUUUUAGACAUAUGAAAUAUAUUUUUUCUUAAAAAAAUUUUCUAUUAAGAAGGGCUUUUUGUUGAAAAAUAA